This is a messenger RNA of Salmo salar (Atlantic salmon), 3127 nucleotides long. RefSeq names its product actinodin1 (gene and1). Lineage: Eukaryota; Metazoa; Chordata; Actinopteri; Salmoniformes; Salmonidae. The record is from RefSeq and is a predicted model, not a curated record.
CUGGAAAGGUUUGUGUGUGUUAAUUAUUAGGGGUCUGUUUAAAACCAGACCUAACCGUUUUAGGGGGCACAGUCUGUCAGUAGAGCCAGAGGGACAGGGUUCGCCAGGAGUCUCACAUACACACUUAAACAUCCAGCCUCUGAACCGGUCAGUGGGCUUCGUCUGAUACAGUCUCUCCUCAAGAUCCAACAGAGACUCCACUACACACAACUACAGGAGAGGAGGAGGCCAUGGCUGGAAGGAGCAGAAUGUCGUUCUCCGGUGUGUUCACGGCUGCUCUGCUGGCCACCAUACUGCUGCCUGAAUUCCUGUCGGCAGGGCCGUUGUUCCAGAAGUUCAAUGGACAUGUAGGGGAUGCCACUGAAGAGACAGCGGUUGCCAUGGCAUCGGCAAGGAGGCUUGUCCGUAACCGUAGAAACAUCAGCUGGUACAAGCAACACUCAGACUUCUGGAGCUGGUACAAAUACUUCACGGACAAUGGAAACACGGAGGCAGUCCAGGAGCUGGACAGGGUCUACCUGGCCUACCUCCAAAAUAAGAACCGUGCUGAGGGACGUCGCUCUUAUAAGGCCUACCUGGGCCACCUAGGGGACAUCUACAAGGCUUGCGCCGACUCAGAGGACCCAAACUGCGUGGCCUCGGCCACUAGCCGGCAGAAACCUGAAACCCCCAAGGCCCCUCCUAAGCCAGCCCCUGUCAAGGCCUGUGACCCCUACAGGGACCCAUAUUGUCUGUAUGCUGCCAAGAGCCAGCCCCCACCUGCCCCUGGCCCGGUCAAGGCCCCAGCCCCCCUUUAUGUGCGCUCCCCUGUGGCUGUUAAAGAACCUCAUUCUGGGCACUACUACUCCCCCGCUGUGCAGCCCUUCCUAUCCAAGGAGCAGAAGGCAGAGCUGCUGCGUAUCUGUUCAGCGGAGGACGUGGAGUGUCUCCAGUACCACCUGAGAGCUGCUUUCGGCCACAAUCCCUCCGCUGGGCCCCUGCCCUCCUACGCCCACCUGGGCUGUGACCCGAAAGACCCCACCUGUAAACCCCAGCUGGUCCAAAAAGCUCCCUCCGGCCUCUUCCUCCGUUACCCCAACUGUGACCCCAGAGACCCUCGCUGCGCCUACGCUGCAUCCCUACAGGCACCCCGUGCCCCUGCUCCCCCCGCCCCGGCGGGUCCUGGUUCCUGCAACCCUCUGUUUGAGGACGGUUGUAACCCUCUCACCGCAACCAAGUACGCCACGGCACCAGAGGAGUUCAAGGAAGAACACAAAGAUGAACCCGCAACGGAGCGCGCUACGCCCCCAGCUCCCGAGCAACGCAGCGACCCAUUCGCUAUGUACAGGGAUGCUUAUGCUAACGCUAAUGGUAACCGCCAAGGCAGUGCUCCAAGCUCUCAAGCUAGUGACACAUAUGCCAUGUACCGCCAAGCCAGUGCUCCCAGCGCUCAAGCUAGCGACCCAUAUGCCAUGUACCGCCAAGGCAGUGCACCCAGCGCUCAAGCUAGCGACCCAUAUGCCAUGUACCGCCAAACCAGUGCUCCCAGCGCUCAAGCUAGCGACCCAUAUGCCAUGCACCGCCAAGGCAGUGCUCCCAGCGCUCAAGCUAGUGACCCAUAUGCCAUGUACCGCCAAGGCAGUGCUCCGAGCGCUCAAGCUAGCGACCCAUAUGCCAUGUACCGCCAAGGCAGUGCUCCCAGCGCUCAAGCUAGCGACCCAUAUGCCAUGUACCGCCAAGGCAGUGCUCCAAGCUCUCAAGCUAGCGACCCAUAUGCCAUGUACCGCCAAGGCAGUGCUCACAGCGCUCAAGCUAGUGACCCAUAUGCCAUGUACCGCCAAGCUAUCGCUAAUGCUCAAGCUAACGACCCAUACACCAUGUACAGGCAGGCUAAUGCUAACGAUCCCUUAGCAAUGUACCGUGAAGCUGCGGCCUCCAUGCACAGACAUGUCCCCCCCUCCCCGCUGCAGCAGGCCCCCGCCCCCCCUCCCCGCUAUGAGGAGCCUCCACAGGAGGAUCGCCACCCGCUGGGCCCCCGGGGAAAGACCAAGGAGGGCUAUGAAUGCUUCAUCGGCUACGACCAGGAGUGCUACCCAAUAGCCCGUGCAGAGCCGCGUUCUGGCGCCCACCAUAACACCGCUUACCCCGCCGAGCCCUACGAGCCGCAUCUCAAUGCCGAUGGAUCACGGAACGGAGUUCUGGAGCCUUCUGACCCCGACUGUGACCCGGAGUACGACACCAACUGCCGCCUGCGUCGCUACGAACCCCGGGAGGAUCUGCUGCCAGACGCCAAUGCCCAGGCUGAACACCAGAGGGAGCCACAGCACAGCCAGGACCAUAGCUACAACCAGGGGGAGCCAGAGAGAGAAAGCGAGGCAGAUUCAGAGCCAUACCAGAGUGGCCAGGAGGAGACCUACGGGGCUUACCCCCCUCCCUCGCAGGGGCUGUCAUACGGGUCCUACCCCUCACCCCAGCAGAGAAUGCCCAGCUUUCAGGACAUGCUGAGAGGAUAUCGAGACCAGUACACUGAACAGGAUAACCACAGAGCAUACGCUGCUGACUUCCGCCAAAAAUAAAUACACACAUAUACACAUACAUGCAUGCAUGCAUAUACACACACACACACACACACACACACACACACACACACACACACACACACACGUGUAUGUGACAAAUACAAUUUGAUUUGAUUACAUACAUAGACACACACUGACUAUGCCAUGAAGACUACAGCAACAAAACGAACCAACACACCAGCCAAAAACAGGAGCAGAUGACGUGGGACACUAUAUUUAAUACAAAACAAUAAAAGACUGAAUGAAGUCUGACACACACACACACGUCACAUACGCACGAACAGGCACACACACACACACACACACACACAUAGUAAUGUGCUGUUAGCAGUAGAAGCAGGAGGAGUUUCUCUUCACUAGCUAUUUUAUCUGUCAGUUUGAUAGCUUUUAUUCAUUGAUUAAUUGACAGUUGACGAUUGAUCCCCUCAUUCUCACUGGAAUAUUUAAUACAUUCUUGCAGCUCUGCUUCACCUCUGUAGCUACAAACUUCACAUUAUUUUUGUUUGUUUUGUGUAUGAUGUAAAGUUUUUUUACACUUUGAAUGUUUUAAAUAAAAGCUUUGAAAAACA